Pyrus x bretschneideri (Chinese white pear) is the source of this 765-nucleotide messenger RNA. RefSeq names its product protein FATTY ACID EXPORT 4, chloroplastic. NCBI's taxonomy places the organism in Eukaryota, Viridiplantae, Streptophyta, Magnoliopsida, Rosales, Rosaceae. The record is from RefSeq and is a predicted model, not a curated record. The transcript has 4 exons. The coding region runs from base 90 to 647 and encodes 185 amino acids. Gene Ontology annotation, cellular component: membrane.
CUCUCCCGGUCCGCUCGGCUACCUUAUCAUUUUCAUACACACCUGCAACUCCACAACGCAACUCGGAAACUCACUGAAAUCGCCGGAUCAUGUCGUCGUAUACGCUGCAUUUGGCUUCACCGGCGACCAGAAAUUGUUUGUACGAACACCGUCGCAGAAUUCCCACAUUCAAAUCUCCCGCGUUUUCCAACCCCCAUCCCUUUCGCUGCGAUUACGCUGCGGGAAAUGGGCUAUUGGCAGCGAGCAACACAAGCUUCAAAGCCGUGCCCAAAACGCACCGUCGUCGGUUCUCGUGCACUUCUCAGCUGGCGGAGAUGGCUCCGGCUACCUCUGCAGUCUACGGCUUCCUCCUCCUCAGCGGCGGCUUCUUUGCUUUUUCGAGAACAGGAAGCAAGGGGUCGCUUCUCGGUGGUGUUUCAGGAGCAGCUCUAAUGGCGACUGCUUACUAUCUGCUGCAAACACCAGAGACAAAAGCUAUUGGUGAUGCCCUUGGUUUUGGAUCAGCAUUUCUUUUUGCUGCGGUAUUCGGUAUACGAUUAGCAGCUACACAGAAAUUGGCUCCUGCAGGCCCUCUGUUAGCUCUUUCUCUUAGUGCACUGGCUGUGUUUAUAUCAGCUUAUCUAAAAGAUAGUGUCACCAUAUCUUAGUCGUCCUUAACAAUAAUUUAAUGUCGUUCAUAAGUCAAAUUCCUUGUGUUAAUGCGAUCAAGACUCGAGUUGUAAGGUCUUAUUUAAUUCAGUUCUUGUGUUCGAACUCUUCUCUCUA